Messenger RNA from Peronospora matthiolae, 1464 nucleotides. NCBI's taxonomy places the organism in Eukaryota, Oomycota, Peronosporomycetes, Peronosporales, Peronosporaceae. The record is from the annotation of a GenBank genome assembly.
AUGAAGCCGACAGCGGCUUCGUCCGCCGCGGCAGUUCCCGAUCCUCCCACCACUCGGCCAUCCCGUCACAAGGACAAAAGCGUCUGGCAACUGAAGCGCGACAGCUGCGCCACGUUGCGCGCCUUUGAGGCCCAGCGCAGCGCGCAGCUCGACAAGUUCCAGGCACGAGAUCGCGCCUAUUGGCGUCAGUUCCAAGCCGAAAUCCGACACGGAGACGUCGAAAAUGCGCGGCUGUUGCGCUUUUUCACGCUGCGGUUAGAAGCGGAUUUGGUGUAUGCAGAAGCCCUGAGGCAGACGCGCCAGGUGCUGGACGCUCCACUGACGGACUUGGACGGAGCGACGACUCCGGAGCUCCCGAUCGUCCAGUCGUCUGUGUCCAAAGCGCUGUGUGCAGUGGGAGAAGUUCAGCAACAAGUGGCUGAGAAAUUGGAGCAGUUUACGACUGUUGUGAAGCGAGAAGUGAUGGUGAAGCUGUUGGAGGAGAUGGCGGACACGUUCAAGGAACGGGUGGCGACCAUGCUGAGCGAAGGUGAGAGACUUGACGGACUGUUGUUCCAGUCGCAGAAUAACGUACUGGCGUCGUUUGCCAAGUACGUUAAGCUCUUUGGUGUGAUGGAAAAGGAGGAGGAGACGCCGGCUGCUGUGAAUGUGGUCGAUCCAGUGCGACGACUGGAUCUGUGGCUGGCUGAGGUCAAUUAUUGCAUCAAUGUACAAAAGCUGCGAAAUUGUCGUGUUGAGUACGUGACGGGAAUGGCGGCGCUGUUUCAGCAGUAUAAGACGAUCGAAGUCUGGAGAGCGUCAGUCAUUCAGACAGCGCUGGAUACGUAUAUCCGAAAGCAAAAGCUGGUGUACGGCGAGAUGGCAGGGGCGAUGACUGGUCCGCUUGCUAGUGCACAGCGUAUUGACCCUGAACGAGAUCUGCUCCAGAGUGUGCGAAGGAUACCGAAAAACUACACGGCAGCAGCGUUGUCGGCAGCAGAUGACACGGAUGCAAAACUGUUUUCAACGUUGCGGUCGCCUAUCGCGAGUCCGUUGUUAGUGCGCUGUGGAUUUGUGAAAAACCAAGUGAGCAGCUCGCUCUUUUCAUCAUGGAAGGACGUGCUGUGUGCCAUUACGCAAGAGGGAUAUCUGCAUCUGCUGGACCUGAAGGAGCACACGACUCGCUCCAUCCUGGUGUCGACAGAAGCGAUGCUGGCGGCAAUUGCUGUGAAUGAGCAACAUGCAGACGUCAGCAGUCAAUCAGUUUGUCUGGCAAACUGCCGAAUCGAGAUUUUGGGCAAGAGCACGACGCCGAGCUUCGAGAUCACGGAAGUGAGUCCGCCGUCCGGGUUACUGAGUAGUAUGUUGCGAGUAGGAGUUUCCCGGACGCUGACGUUCCAAUGUCCAAGCCAAAGCGAUCUGAUUGAGUGGGUAGUUGCUGCCAAGCAGUUUAUCUCGGCUGGGUCGUCUAUGGUGAAUAGAUAG